UAUGCGUUCACAAAAUUUUUAUUCCAGGAAGUAGUGUAACUUCAACGAAGUUCUUCGAAACACUGAAAGAUGUCGCCACUUGCCAAGACUUUGCUCAUCGGAACCAAUCACAAUGGAACAGCCUGUGAUUUGGUAUUAAUGUCCACUGUGUUUCUAAUGGACUUAUCAGUAUUCAUUUGUGAUUAUCACCGUUUUUACAGAUCGAUAAUAAUUAGUAAGGCGUAAAACGAAGUUACUUGUGUAGUACAUAAUGUCCGAAGUAAUUUGCGUUUAGAAGUAGGACGUACGUGAUUUUCAGUGUAAUUUGGUUAUUUUAGUGCAUAGUUUCCUGGUGCUGGAGGACGAAGAUGAAUAACAGAAAAGCUCGGAACCCAGAAUUGGAAGCUAUGAGGAAAACAGCAAAGGAAAAGGCAGUAGAAAGUUUACCAAAUUUGGAACACCGUAUUGCUGAACUGCAGACAAAAACAUCAAGGCUUCAUUCAGCCUUUCUCUUUGAUGAUUCACAUGGAUUGAUGACACUUCAGAUGUUGUGCCGUUGUCUGAGUUCUACCAGGAACUCGUUGAAUUUUGCUGGAUGGGAGGAAUUUGGCAUUCAUCUUGGAUUAAAUCCUUUAGUGAUAGAGUGUAUAAAGCAUAGUUUCACUUCGCAAGAUCCGACUUACUACAUCUUACUGGCAUUUGUGCAACAUGAAGAUGCCACAUUAAAUAAGGUUGUUGAUGCAUUGAAGGAAAUGGGAAGACUCGAUGUUAUUAACAGGACAAUUAAUCUUAUGUCAGGUUUGGCAGAUGAUGUCAUGGGAAGUCAUACAAACAAUGAAGAAAGUGGUUAUUUUUCUAUAUCUGAUGGUCAUUCAGACAGUUUGAGCGAUACAGAAGUUAGCAACAGGAGCAGCAUCAUCCGACCUCUUAGCAUUCCAUCUGCUCCCUUCAUAUUUCGAGAGAUUGUUUCCCAGCGUUUUAUAUCUCAGCCACAUACAGCAAUUCAGACUGGAAAUUUUGAAGAGGAAAACUACCAAACUGCAGUUGCCAUUAGAUCCAGACCAACGGUGCAGUAUGCCUGUAAAGUCCUGUUAACAUUUGCUUCUGAUGGCUUGGACACAGCACAGCAAAUUGCGAGAGAAUUUCGUAAGAAGAGGGAAAACUUGCUUCACAUUGGAGUAGUAAUUUUGAAUGAGCAUUCAGAUCUUGUGAAUAAUAACCCUGAACAGUUCAUUUCAGCUUGCUUUCAUCAGGUGGACUAUGUCGUUCCAAUCAUCACAGAGAACUACCUUAAAGCCAUUGCUACCAGAGAUAAUAGGAUAGAUAGUUCAAUGCUGUGCAUGGACCCCAAAUACGUCAAAUACAUCUACACCUUGAUGAGCACAUAUUAUUUGAGAAAUGGAUGCAUCAAUGAUAAGAUAAGGUGUGUUGUGCCAGACAGUUCGGUGCAUUUAACACAAAACCAUCCUGUCAUGAUUAGACCACUAUUUCAGGUUUGGGUACGUGCAAGUGAGGUGGAACAGUUGAGUUGUCGAUUGCUUCAAUAUAGAUUUUGAGAAUAGCAUGAGGCAGUGAGCAUUGAAGUACUGGUGUGUAAAGUAAUAUGCUUAUAAGUUGUUCUUGUUUUGCUUAGUAUGAUUUGUACAGUGUGCUUUUGGUAAAAAUGUACAUAGGGAUUUUAUUUUGUUUUAUAUUUUCACUCCACACCUGAAGUGUUGGAAAUAAGUUGCUUCAAAAGCAUAAUUAGAAUUAUAGUGGAAAUUAAAAAUUUCAGCUUGAGUAGUAUCAUAAUAUUAUUUUGUCACCCUCAGAAGGGACCUUUGCAAAACUCCUUAAAAUUGAGAAACGGAGUUUCUCAUGCUGUUUAAUAGCUAAGAUCCUGACUGAAGUGUCGGAAAACCUUUAAACUCCCAUUAUCUUUCUUGAAGGUGCCAGUUUUUCUUGUUGAUGACAGUCUUUUUAAUUAAAAUAUGCCUAUAAUGGUGUAUAAUGUUUACGAUUUUAUUCCUAACUGCCAUAGAAGAAGGGGUAAUAAAAGUUUCAGAAUCUUA
Zootermopsis nevadensis is the source of this 2030-nucleotide messenger RNA. RefSeq lists its product as uncharacterized. NCBI's taxonomy places the organism in Eukaryota, Metazoa, Arthropoda, Insecta, Blattodea, Termopsidae. Gene Ontology annotation, biological process: signal transduction. The record is from RefSeq and is a predicted model, not a curated record. Gene Ontology annotation, molecular function: protein binding.